Daktulosphaira vitifoliae (grape phylloxera) is the source of this 2396-nucleotide messenger RNA. It is a transcript of the gene lap, whose product is annotated as phosphatidylinositol-binding clathrin assembly protein LAP. Gene Ontology annotation, biological process: synaptic vesicle budding from presynaptic endocytic zone membrane; clathrin-dependent endocytosis; clathrin coat assembly. The record is from RefSeq and is a predicted model, not a curated record. Lineage: Eukaryota; Metazoa; Arthropoda; Insecta; Hemiptera; Phylloxeridae. The coding region runs from base 404 to 2221 and encodes 605 amino acids. The transcript is spliced from 16 exons. Gene Ontology annotation, cellular component: synaptic vesicle; extrinsic component of presynaptic endocytic zone membrane; clathrin-coated pit. Gene Ontology annotation, molecular function: clathrin heavy chain binding; 1-phosphatidylinositol binding; SNARE binding.
UCUAUUGCAGUGUUUAUUAAUAAAAUAAUUUGUAUUCCUAAAUAUUUCUAAAAUUUUGAUUAUUUAAUGCUAUCAAAGCAUUAAAAAAUAAUUAUUUUUAAUAGACUAGACAGCGAUCUACCGGCAAAAUUUAGUCACCAAAAAAAUGAUAACUGGAAUAUAUGAUUUUAUUAUCAGCUGGAAGUGUAGUUUUUAGUUGUCUGUCGACAUAAUAUUCUGGUUUGCAAGUGUAGUGUUCCGUAAUUUCGUGUUAUGGUUUAAAUACUUGUUCUUUAUAGAUAAACUUAUGAUAAUAUAUUUUUAACUUCUUCAAACAGUAUAGUCUAGUAAAUACAUUACCCUUUUUUAUUCGAGUUUUACCAUACAGAUAUUUAUCAUUUCUUCUUUAAAUAAAUAUAAUAUAAUGGCUGGUCAGACUAUCCAAGAUAGACUAUUGGCAGCUAGACAUAGCUUAGCUGGACAAGGUUUAGCGAAGUCCGUGUGCAAAGCAACUACUGAAGAACUAAUUGGACCAAAAAAGAAACAUUUGGAUUAUUUAAUUCAUUGUACUAACGAACCAAAUGUUUCAAUUCCACAAUUGGCAAAUCUUCUAAUUGAAAGAUCACAAAAUGCUAGUUGGGUUGUUGUUUUCAAGUCUUUAAUUACAGUGCACCAUUUAAUGUGUUACGGAAAUGAAAGGUUUACACAAUAUUUGGCUUCUAGUAAUAGUUCAUUUCAACUAAGUAAUUUCUUAGACAAAAGUAGUUUGCAAGGACCUGCUGGAAUACGAUCUGGUUAUGAUAUGUCACCAUUUAUUAGACGUUACUCAAAAUACUUAAAUGAAAAAGCAUUGUCUUAUAGAACAGUAGCAUUUGACUUUUGCAAAGUUAAAAGAAGUAAGGAAGAUGGAAUUUUACGCACAAUGAACUCUGAAAAACUGUUGAAAACAUUACCAGUUCUACAAUCUCAAUUAGAUGCAUUAUUAGAAUUUGAUUGUACUGCUGCUGAUCUUACAAACAGUGUUAUUAACACUGCAUUUAUGUUACUUUUUCGAGAUUUGAUUCGUCUUUUUGCUGGAUAUAAUGACAGCAUUAUCAACUUAUUAGAAAAGUAUUUUGAUAUGAAUAAGAAGCAAUGUCGAGAUGCUUUGGAUUUAUAUAAGAAGUUUUUGAUUAGGAUGGAUCGUGUAGGAGAAUUUCUUAAAGUAGCAGAAAAUGUUGGCAUAGACAAGGGUGAAAUUCCAGAUCUUACAAAAGCACCUAGUAGCUUACUAGAUGCUUUAGAACAACAUUUAGCAUCUAUUGAAGGCAAAAAAUCUGCAGCAAAUACACCCACUCAAGCCACUAGUACACAUCGAACUGAUGUAAAGACUGGUGUAUCUGCUCUUUCUUCCACUAGUAGUUCGUUUGGAACAAUAGCUCAACAUGCAGAUGUUGUUGAAGAAUCCAUAAAACAAGCUGUUCUUGCCGAAGAAGAAGCAGUUCUUAAUCAAUAUAAGGCUAAAGUAAGCAGUCCAGUUAAUGGUGCCAUUGCUACUGCAAAUAAUCCAUUUCUAGUUUCAUCAGAACCUAUUGUUGAUUUAUUUUCAAGCCCUGCACCAUCAUCUUCACAGGUAUCUGUCAAAGCAUCAGAUGAUUUACUUCAGCUAAAUAACCCAUUUGCUGAUAUGUUUUCGGUAUCUGUAUCAUCUACACAAAAUAAUGUGUCUGGUUCCAUAAAUAAUGAUAGCACCAAUAACUGGAUGAGCAAUGGAUUUAAUACGAAUUCUAGUAAUGCAUUUGUUGAUGAUAAAUCCUUUACAUCAGUUUUUGGACAGCCAGAACUAAAUCAGCAAAAUCCAGGUUCAAAUGCUUCAGGUUCAACUGAUUUGAAUAAUAAAAAAGUACUGACAGGAGAUUUAGACAGCAGUUUGGCUUCUUUAGCAGAAAAUCUUACUAUUAAUAAAGCUACACAACCACCACCUGUUCAAUGGAAUUCUCCUAAAAAUACUCCCAAGUCAGGAAGUGGACAACCAGGUAUGGGCUGGAGUCCACAACCUAUGGCAGCUACAACUGGUGCUAACUACAAACCUAUGGGUCAAGGAAUGAUGUCAAACCCUUCACCCUUUAUAUCAUCUUAUGGUUUAUUGGGUGUACAACCAGGCUCUGUUGUUGGUGGUAGUACAGUAGGUGGUGGUAAUCCUGGAGUUGCUACACUUUCAAGCACUCAACCGCAACCUGUAGCAGAUCCUUUUGGCAUUUGAGGAUAUAAAAUAGGACUGAUCCACUAAAGUGUAUGUGACUAUUUCAACAAUGAUUAACAAUGUAUUAAUUUAAUACAUUAUUUGUGCCAUAUGUUAAUAUCGUGAAAUUGGCAAUGUUAUUGUAAAAUUUUACUUUUAAUGUUAAUCAUUUAUUAAUUUUAGAAUAAAAUUCUAA